Doryrhamphus excisus (bluestripe pipefish) is the source of this 3003-nucleotide messenger RNA. The record is from RefSeq and is a predicted model, not a curated record. NCBI's taxonomy places the organism in Eukaryota, Metazoa, Chordata, Actinopteri, Syngnathiformes, Syngnathidae.
CCCAACCUCCUAAGGUCCACCGUGAUGGUGCAGAAGUCCAAGCUCAGAAAUGCCGUCUCCAACAUUCCCCUCACCUCAACACAAACACCCGCAACGCCCACGUAUCAAAAGCCACCUGCUGGACCUGCUGGACCUGCUGGACCUGCUGGACCUGCUGGACCUGCUUUAAGGAUGAAUUUAGGAGUCAUUAUUUGUUACUGAGGAACUAGUGACUAAAGCACUUACAUUUAGAGUAGUUACUGAGGAACUAGUGACUAAAGCACUUACAUUUAGAGUAGUUACUGAGGAACUAGUGACUAAAGCACUUACAUUUAGAGUGGUUACUGAGGAACUAGUGACUAAAGCACUUACAUUUAGAGUAGUUACUGAGGAACUAAUGACUAAGGCACAUACAUUUAGAGUAGUUACUGAGGAACUAGUGACUAAAGCACUUACAUUUAGAGUAGUUACUGAGGAACUAAUGACUAAGGCACAUACAUUUAGAGUAGUUACUGAGGAACUAAUGACUAAGGCACUUACAUUUAGAGUAGUUACUGAGGAACUAGUGACUAAAGCACUUACAUUUAGAGUAGUUACUGAGGAACUAAUGACUAAAGCACUUACAUUUAGAGUGGUUACUGAGGAACUAGUGACUAAAGCACUUACAUUUAGAGUAGUUACUGAGGAACUAAUGACUAAAGCACUUACAUUUAGAGUGGUUACUGAGGAACUAGUGACUAAAGCACUUACAUUUAGAGUGGUUACUGAGGAACUAGUGACUAAAGCACUUACAUUUAGAGUGGUUACUGAGGAACUAGUGACUAAAGCACUUACAUUUAGAGUGGUUACUGAGGAACUAGUGACUAAAGCACUUACAUUUAGAGUGGUUACUGAGGAACUAGUGACUAAAGCACUUACAUUUAGAGUGGUUACUGAGGAACUAGUGACUAAAGCACUUAUAUUUAGAGUGGUUACUGAGGAACUAGUGACUAAAGCACUUACAUUUAGAGUAGUUACUGAGGAACUAGUGACUAAAGCACUUACAUUUAGAGUGGUUACUGAGGAACUAAUGACUAAGGCACAUACAUUUAGAGUAGUUACUGAGGAACUAGUGACUAAAGCACUUACAUUUAGAGUGGUUACUGAGGAACUAAUGACUAAGGCACAUACAUUUAGAGUAGUUACUGAGGAACUAGUGACUAAAGCACUUACAUUUAGAGUGGUUACUGAGGAACUAAUGACUAAGGCAUAUACAUUUAGAGUAGUUACUGAGGAACUAGUGACUAAAGCACUUACAUUUAGAGUGGUUACUGAGGAACUAGUGACUAAAGCACUUACAUUUAGAGUAGUUACUGAGGAACUAGUGACUAAAGCACUUACAUUUAGAGUGGUUACUGAGGAACUAGUGACUAAAGCACUUACAUUUAGAGUGGUUACUGAGGAACUAAUGACUAAGGCACAUACAUUUAGAGUAGUUACUGAGGAACUAGUGACUAAAGCACUUACAUUUAGAGUAGUUACUGAGGAACUAGUGACUAAGGCACAUACAUUUAGAGUAGUUACUGAGGAACUAGUGACUAAAGCACUUACAUUUAGAGUAGUUACUGAGGAACUAAUGACUAAAGCACUUACAUUUAGAGUGGUUACUGAGGAACUAGUGACUAAGGCACAUACAUUUAGAGUAGUUACUGAGGAACUAGUGACUAAAGCACUUACAUUUAGAGUGGUUACUGAGGAACUAGUGACUAAAGCACUUACAUUUAGAGUAGUUACUGAGGAACUAAUGACUAAGGCACAUACAUUUAGAGUAGUUACUGAGGAACUAGUGACUAAAGCACUUACAUUUAGAGUGGUUACUGAGGAACUAGUGACUAAGGCACAUACAUUUAGAGUAGUUACUGAGGAACUAGUGACUAAGGCACAUACAUUUAGAGUAGUUACUGAGGAACUAGUGACUAAAGCACUUACAUUUAGAGUGGUUACUGAGGAACUAGUGACUAAGGCACAUACAUUUAGAGUAGUUACUGAGGAACUAAUGACUAAGGCACAUACAUUUAGAGUGGUUACUGAGGAACUAGUGACUAAGGCACAUACAUUUAGAGUAGUUACUGAGGAACUAGUGACUAAAGCACUUACAUUUAGAGUGGUUACUGAGGAACUAAUGACUAAGGCACAUACAUUUAGAGUAGUUACUGAGGAACUAAUGGCAAACUGAGGAACUAAUGACCAAGUCAUAUACAUUUAGAGGAAUUGAUCAUUUAGAGCUAAUGAAGGACAAAUGAGUAGAGUAGUUACCAAGUAACUACAGUUACGUUGAUAACUACUGUCUACCAUUUUGUCUACCAUAUUGUAAAGUUGUUAUUGUUGUUAUUGUUGUUGUUGUUAUUGUUGUUAUUGUAACGACGCUAUUAAGCCUCCAGUGUUGCUUUGUUGGUAAAUCUGGCAACAUUCCAAAAGCGACGAGCUCCAAAUCGAGCUGUUUUUUCUGGCGUCAUCAGAGAGAUCAGAGAGCUGGUAUUUCUGAUCUGCAGUUCGUGUUCUCAUCAGCGGGGGCUCCUGAGACGUCCUCCCCACCCCAAAAGGGUGGUCAGCUCGGUGAAGCUCCACGCAUCCAUGAAGCAAAGCAUCGGCUCCAAAUGUUCUGGACUCGCUGCUGCCAGCCUUCAGGGUUCCAACUCCUUAGACGUGGGGAUCAUACGGUAUUUGAUUUAUGAAUUUUAGGACACCUUAACGUAGGAUGUCUUACCAAGUCCAAUCCACCUGCAUGGACAGUAGAGAAGUCUAGCACAGAGACCUCAACCAACCCAGACCUUCCAGAUCACCUGACCGUGUGGCCAACAUGCUAUCCACUAGUCCACCGUGCGGCUCACCUCUCAUCUCAAUGACUGUAAUUCCUGUCUCAGGGGUCCCUCAGACCACAUCACACCAAUUCUAUUUCAGUUCUACUGGCUUCCUUUCAUGGUGGAUGCUCCAUUGUCAGCAUUGUAUGGCCUGUAAGGUGACCUUGGGGUCUUUUGAAAGGCA